Phaethon lepturus (White-tailed tropicbird) is the source of this 1210-nucleotide messenger RNA. Its product is annotated as protein eva-1 homolog C-like. The record is from RefSeq and is a predicted model, not a curated record. NCBI's taxonomy places the organism in Eukaryota, Metazoa, Chordata, Aves, Phaethontiformes, Phaethontidae. Gene Ontology annotation, molecular function: carbohydrate binding. The transcript has 8 exons. The annotation marks the transcript as partial.
AUGGAGCUCUCUGCCAGGGCGACUACAAGGCCGUGCUGCCCAGGAAAGGAGGGAAAGCAACCGGACGCUGCUCCCUCCCGUGCAAGCACUGCUCUGGCACCGAGGCGAGAGGCAGCAGCCGCCGAGAAAACUUUAUUCCCUCCCCGAGGCCCGUCCUCCGGGUGGGCGCAGGGCAGGCGGCACCCCGGUACGUGGAAGGGGGCCGGCACGAGGAGAGGAAAAAAGCUGGAGUUUUUCGGGGAAGAAGCAAGAGGAAAUCGUGACUUUUGGAGUGGGAAUCCUUUCUCGGCGUGGGCCACGGAGUUCGACGAGGUGAGGAACUCGCCUACAUCUUUGCUGCACUGGAAGGUGCAUCUAGCUGACUCCUGUCUUCUCUUGGCUCUAGAAGAGGAACAGCAAAGACAUUGUAACAGAGCUGAAUAUUUUCUAGGUUACCUAACCAAACUUCUGCAAAAUCAUACUGCCUACGCCUGCGAUGGGGAACAUUUGAGUCUGCACUGUCCUCGACAUUCAACAAUAAGUGUUCAGUCAGCAUUUUACGGGCAAGACUACCACAUGUGUAGUACUCGGGAGCCUGAAACCAGGAUGGCAGAACCCAUAAACUGUGUGGCACCCACCUCUUUGCAGAAAGUACUGGAUGAAUGCCAAAACCUGAGAUCCUGCCAACUCCUUGUCAAUAGUCGGGUUUUUGGACCUGAUCUGUGUCCAGGGACCACUAAAUUCCUCCUUGUCUCCUUUAAAUGCAAACCUACUGAAUACAAAACCAAAUCAGCAUGUGAAAACCAGGAACUGAAACUCCACUGUCAGGAGUCCAAGUUCCUUAUCAUCUACUCUGCCACCUAUGGCAGAUGGGCACAUGAGGAGAACGUCUGCUCGACAGAAGUGGAGCGCGUCCCCCCCUUUGACUGUUUGUCUUACACGGCGCUAGAAGUUUUAUCAAAAAGGUGUUACGGGAAACAGAGAUGCAAAAUCGUUGUCACUAGCCGGGAUUUUGGAAGUCCGUGCCUGCCUGGAGUUACAAAAUACCUUAAUGUCAGCUACGCAUGUGUUCCUAAAUUUAUCCUCACGGCUGUCAACCCCCUGGUCACCGACAGCAAGUCUUCCAUCAAACAGAACAAUGGUGUCGACCUUGAUCCAAAGGAAUCAAGACUUCCAAAGAAAGAUGGAAUUCUUGUUAGCAACUCCUUGGCUACAUUUGCCUACAUUAGAG